AUGGACGGGAAAGUGGCGUGGAUGCCGUUCCCACCGUACAUGUCUCGCGGAAAAAGUGAGAACAUCCGGCUAGGAGCGAUCAUAGCCAAUCCUUUUCGCCCCAAUGAAGUGCUUACGACUGUCAACAACUCGCUAUUGGAUGCCUUUUAUCCUCGGAUAACAGAGAAACAGCAAAUUAAUCGCUUCUUCACGUGGUUUGCCGGACUAACUGCUCCUUCUUUUUGGAGAAGUUGCUGGGAGCAUUUUUCUAGUGGGAUGUCGAUGUUAUCCAUCAACAAAGAGAAGUACACCAGAUUCGAGCUUGAAGCAAGUGUUCUUGUAACGAAAGAAUUCGCCGAAGAUCCCAAACAAACGGAGGUCGUGUCUCGAUUGGAAAGUCCUACGGUCCACCAGUAUGUGAACGAGCCUACAUGGCUAUCACUGGGACUCUGGAGUCGGGAAAACCCAGUUUACAUGAUUACCGGGCUGAAAUUUGCCAAAGGCAAAGUCGUUUGCCGGAAUAUGAACGUCGAGAUCAAUGAGCUUCGGUUCAGACAUGGCAUAGCCGACCCGAUCACCUGGAUUGAUCCGAAACAGGAGGGCAGUUCGGUACACCAAUGGGAGAAGGACGAGGAAACCAUUGUCGCAUACAAAUUGCUGAAGAUUGAGAAGAACCACCAGCGAAAGAAUGAUUCCGAUGAUGAGCUCAUCCUGACUGAAGCUACCGUGAAGGGCUCUGAAUGCUUCUAUUAA
Molecule: messenger RNA, 732 nt
Organism: Trichoderma atroviride IMI 206040
Lineage: Eukaryota; Fungi; Ascomycota; Sordariomycetes; Hypocreales; Hypocreaceae
Source: RefSeq, a predicted model, not a curated record